Oncorhynchus masou masou (cherry salmon) is the source of this 828-nucleotide messenger RNA. Its product is annotated as neurexophilin-1-like. The record is from RefSeq and is a predicted model, not a curated record. Gene Ontology annotation, molecular function: signaling receptor binding. Lineage: Eukaryota; Metazoa; Chordata; Actinopteri; Salmoniformes; Salmonidae. The transcript is spliced from 2 exons. Bases 1 to 819 code for a protein of 272 amino acids.
AUGGGCCUUAAAUCUCUACCUUCAUCCCCCAGGCCUCUCAAGCAGCUGAAGCUGGCCCUGGGUCAAGAAGAUGACUCUCCAAGCCCCAAGAGCUCCUCAGCAGACGGGUCGUCCUCUAAGACGGUGGGUCUCCUGGGGAGUCAGACUCCCCUUUCCCCCCUGAGUCGCUGGAUGCUCCAGAGUAAAAGUCGGGCAGCCAAUGCCACCUCCCUGGAGCUGCCCUACCGCUCACCCAUACCCUUCUCCAAGCAGGAGUUCUGGGAGAUGCUGGGUAGUGACCUGAUGAAGCCAGACACCUCCUCUUCCUCCCGCGUCAAACGCCGGCCCAUCGUCAAGACGGGCAAGUUCAAGAAGAUGUUUGGCUGGGGAGACUUUUACUCUAAUAUCAAGACGGUGCGCCUCAACCUGCUGAUUACCGGCAAGAUCGUAGACCAUGGCAACGGAACGUUCAGCGUCUACUUCCGCCACAACUCCACGGGCCAGGGCAACAUCUCAGUCAGCCUGGUGCCGCCGGUCAAGGCGGUGGAGUUUGACCUGGAGCGCCAGAGCGUGGUCUACCCCAAGGACUCUAAGAUCUUCAACUGCCGCGUGGACUAUGAGAAGGUGGACCGCAGCAAGCGCACGUCGCUGUGCAACUACGACCCGUCCAAGACCUGCUUCCAGGAGCAGACACAGAGCCAUGUCUCCUGGAUCUGUUCCAAGCCCUUCAAGGUCAUUUGUAUCUACAUCUCCUUCUACAGUACAGACUACCGCCUGGUCCAGAAGGUCUGCCCGGACUACAACUACCACAACGAGAUGCCCUACCUGCCCUCGGGCUAGAGGGGGACA